This is a messenger RNA of Angiostrongylus costaricensis, 306 nucleotides long. Lineage: Eukaryota; Metazoa; Nematoda; Chromadorea; Rhabditida; Metastrongylidae. The record is from the annotation of a GenBank genome assembly.
AUAAUGGCUGAAAAGAAAGAUAUGCUGUCGAGCACUGUAGAAGAACCUCUCGACCUUAUCAAAUUAAGUUUAGACGAACGGGUCUAUGUGAAGAUGCGUAACGAUAGAGAAAUACGAGGUCGACUUCAUGCUUAUGACCAACAUCUGAAUAUGAUUCUUUCCAAUGUUGAAGAAACGGUUACAACUUCCGAAGUUGAUGAAGAGUCGUUUGAGGAGAUCUAUCGGCAAACGAAAAGGAACAUCCCUAUGUUGUACGUGCGCGGUGAUUCGGUGAUUCUUGUUUCUCCACCUGCCCGGGCCUCAUAA